Molecule: messenger RNA, 1348 nt
Organism: Lingula anatina
Lineage: Eukaryota; Metazoa; Brachiopoda; Lingulata; Lingulida; Lingulidae
Source: RefSeq, a predicted model, not a curated record
AUUUUUAGUUCUCAAAUAUCGCGCAUGCGCAAUUAAUACACUUGUUUUCUGAGGCGCUACCAUCUGAAGCCCAUCGAUUCUUGUCGAACGUAGCUAGGUUUCUGAUUCUGACAGAAUAGCGAUUGGAUUUCAUAUCAGUUGCAUAAUUCUAAACCAAGGACACUGAGAUUUUAAAGCAUGGGAUCUCCCGCCAGAGCUUCAGACGUUUGCCUUGAUAUGGCUGCAUUUCCAAACGCCACUGAAACAGGCAAAGACACAACAACCAAAGUUCCUAAACCUCCAGCAAAAAUUGCCAAAAAGAGAAAAAGAAGUUCAACAAGCUCUACUCAUGACUCCGAGGAAGUAGAUUAUACAUCAAUGACCAUAAAAGAAUUGAAAAACAUCUUAAAAAGCAGAGGAUUAAAAGUUGGAGGUUCCAAGAUGGACCUUGUGGAAAGAUUGACUAAGCCCAUUUCAGUGAUAGAUGCUCUGAACCAGAAAAAAUAUUUAUCAGUGGCAGAUGUACACCAGCUCCUUUCAUGCUGCGGAGUGAAAAACCCAGAGAAGGUAAACAAGUGCCUGAAACGAGGAAUUCUACUAGGACAUGUCAAGCUUACAGGGAAAAAGUCACUGAAAACUGUGAUUGCUGAGGGAAACUGCGCCUCCUGUGAGGAAGAGAUGGCGGCAACAGUGAAAGAUAUCCUGUACCAGAAAGAAUAUGGAGGAAGUGAUUAUGAAAAUGGGGGACAGGAGGCCAGUGUGAAGUGUGAGACUGAGGACUGUGGGCAGGGAAUGUAUGUGACAGGAGUGUGUUAUGGCGAGGCGUGUUUUGAUAGUGGGAAGUUUCACAAUCACUGCACAGAGUGUCCUGACUUUGGUGAAUGCUUGGGUGAUUAUCGUGAGGCACAUUGUGAAGAGUGUGGUGGGCACUACUACGCUGGUGGGUCAGGUUCCUGUCCUUGUGAGGAGAGUGAUUCGGAUGGGGACUGGGGUUUUACCAUCAUUUAGUGAUAUUGUGGUAUGAAUUUCAUGGUGCAUUAGCCAAUAACCACUUCUACAAGGGGGUUGAACUCCCAAGACAUUUUGUAUUUUAGAUUGUAUUUUUUAGCUGUAAUCUUAAAAGAAAACUUUAAAAAGUCAUUGCCUUUUUUUCUCAGCUUUCGUUGCAAAAUCCUUCAUACAGAUAUCUGUGUAAGUUUUAAGCACAAUUCUCAAUUUAGGACAGGGUUUCAAUUAACUUUGAUUUCAAUUAAAACUUGUAUUCAGAGUUUCAAUUAAAAUUUGAUUGUUGGUCUUCCCUGUUGUUUUAACUCAUAUAGGUUAAGGUUGAUUUUAAUUUUGAGCAAUAAAAGUAUUAUCAUAAUAUCUA